AAUAUUUGCGAUCAGUCUCACGGGAAACUUCGAUCGGUCCAAUAUUUGCGCGAACGCCUUUAAAAUUGUGAAUAUCAUAGAACAUCAUUAGAAACACAGGAGCCCUGGAAAAAACAUAAACCUACAAAAUUAUGGAAGUGCAAGUAGGAUGGCCAAAGUUGGUCAAGAUGGGCGCCCAGUUGGUGGGCCACAAAUUUCAACAGUUCCGCCUGUCCACAGGUCACACCGUGGUAUUGGACACCAAAUACGGACAGGUUCGCGGACUACAAAGGAAGACGGUGUAUGAUAAGGAACUGUACUUCGCAUUCGAGGGCAUACCAUAUGCCAAACCGCCGGUGGGUGACCUCAGAUUCAGGGCUCCUCAGCCUCCGGAACCCUGGCAAGGAGUGCUCAAUUGUACAACCAGUCGAUCGAAGCCCCUGCAGAGGAACAUGCUUUUGGGGAUCGUGGAAGGCAGCGAGGAUUGUCUGCACUUAAAUGUUUAUGUGAAAACCCUGAAGUCAGAGAAACCGCUACCUGUGAUCGUGUGGAUCUAUGGGGGGUUCCAGAAGGGCGAAGCCUCCAGGGAUAUUUACAGCCCUGAUUACUUCAUGAAGCAGCCGGUGGUGUUAGUCGCCAUUAACUACAGGUUGGCAGCACUGGGUUUUCUUAGCCUCAAGGAUCCCAAGCUGGAUGUUCCCGGAAAUGCGGGCCUAAAGGACCAAGUGAUGGCACUCCGAUGGAUCAGCCAAAACAUCGCCCACUUCAACGGCGACCCCAACAAUAUUACUUUGAUGGGAGAAAGUGCAGGAUCGGCUUCCGUUCACGUAAUGAUGACCACGGAGCAAACACGUGGUCUCUUCCACAAGGCUAUCCUGCAAUCGGGAUGUGCGCUGAGUGAAUGGGUGGAAAGUCCGGAUCACAAUUGGGCCUUUCGGCUGGCUCAGAACUUGGGCUAUAGGGGCACGGAUAAGGAGGCGGAUGUAUUACGAUUUCUCAUCAAAACUUCCGCUCGUCAGAUAGCGGCCGUUGACCAGGACGUCAUCACCAAGGAUGAAAUUCGGAACUUCCUGCUUUUCGCCUUUGGACCGGUGGUGGAACCCUAUGAGACCGAUCACUGUGUGGUGCCCAGGAGGCAUAAGGAGCUGUUAUCCGAGGCCUGGGGCAACGAUAUACCAGUUAUUAUGGGCGGAAAUUCCUUUGAGGGACUGUUUUCUUACCAAGUACUGAAAAAUGAUCCUUGGGGCCUGAAAAAUUUUCACAACAUCCUGCCACGGGAGGUGAGAGAAGCCAGUUGUCUGGAGGAGCAGGAUCUACUGGUUCGACGUCUGAAAAAGCUGUACUUCAACAACGAGAUGCAGGAAUCGAUGGAGAUGUUUCAGGCCUUAAAUAUAUUUUCCCAUCGCCAAAUUUGGCACGACAUGCAUCGCUUGGUUCUCGCCCGUCAGAAGUACGCUCCCGAAUCGCCCACCUAUCUGUACCGUUUCGAUUUCGACUCCCCGCACUUUAACCAAUUCCGGCGACUGGUUUGCGGCGAUCAUAUACGCGGAGUGGCCCAUGCCGAUGAACUAUCGUAUCUCUUCUACAACAUCAUAGCCUCGAAGCAGGAGAAAACGUCGAUGGAGUACCAGACCAUAGAGCGGAUGGUGGGCAUGUGGACAUCGUUUGCCUCGAGUGGGAAUCCUAACUGUCCGGAACUGGGAACUGCAAAGUGGGAGCCCGUAAUUCUGAAAGAAACCGGUGUAGAAAAGUGCUUUAACAUAAGCAAUGAAGUGGAUAUGAGAGAAUUGCCGGAGGCGAAGUCCCUGGCAGUGUGGGAUUCUUUCUAUCCAAAAGAUGGCCUCUUCUAAUCCUUAUACCAAAUCUCUGUAAACAUGUGUGUAUUGUAUACAGUGCAAUUAUAUUUAUGUAGAUUUUUACGUUGUUAGUAUCCUUUUUAUUAUUUUAAAAACAUCAAAAAAAUACAAACUUUCUUUGAAUA
Molecule: messenger RNA, 1960 nt
Organism: Drosophila takahashii
Lineage: Eukaryota; Metazoa; Arthropoda; Insecta; Diptera; Drosophilidae
Product: esterase B1
Molecular function (GO): serine hydrolase activity
Source: RefSeq, a predicted model, not a curated record